AACACGUACACACAAGGACCACAUCACCAGAACAAGUACACACAAGGACCACAUCAACCAGAACACGUACACACAGGGACACAUCACCAGAACACGUACACACAGGACCACAUCACCAGAACACGAACACACGAGGAACACAUCACCAGAACACGUACACACAAGGACCACAUCACCAGAACACGUACACACAGGACCACAUCAACCAGAACACGUACACACAAGGACUACAUCACCAGAACACGUUCACACAGGGACCACAUCAAUCAGAACAAGUACACACAAGGACCACAUCAACCAGAACAAGUACACACAAGGACCACAUCAACCAGAACACGUACACACAAGGACUACAUCAACCAGAACACGUUCACACAGGGACCACAUCAAUCAGAACAAGUACACACAAGGACCACAUCAACCAGAACAAGUACACACAGGGACCACAUCCAGCAGAACAAGUACACACAGGACCACAUCAACCAGAACAAGUACACACAGGACCACAUCAACCAGAACACGUACACACGAGGACCACAUCACACCAGAACACGUACACACAGGGACCACAUCACCCAGAACACGUUCACACAGGGACCACAUCAACCAGAACAAGUACACACAGGACCACAUCAACCAGAACACGUACACACAAGGACCACAUCAACCAGAACACGUACACACGAGGACCACAUCACACCAGAACACGUACACACAGGGACCACAUCAACAGAACACGUACACACGAGGACCACAUCACACCAGAACACGUACACACAGGGACCACAUCAACCAGAACACGUACACACAAGGACCACAUCAACCAGAACACGUACACACGAGGACCACAUCACACCAGAACACGUACACACACAGGACCACAUCAGCAGAACACGUACACACAGGGACCACAUCAACCAGAACAAGUACACACAAGGACCACAUCAACCAGAACACGUACACACAAGGACCACAUCACCAGAACACGUACACACAAGGACCACAUCACCAGAACACGUACAUACAAGAACCACAUCACCAGAACACGUACACACAAGGACCACAUCAACCAGAACACGUACAUACAAGAACCACAUCAACCAGAACAAGUACACACAUAAGGACCACAUCAACCAGAACACGUACACACAAGGACCACAUCACCAGAACACGUACACACAAGGACCACAUCAACCAGAACACGUACAUACAAGAACCACAUCAACCAGAACACGUACACACAAGGACCACAUCGACCAGAACAAGUACACACAAGGACCACAUCAACCAGAACACGUACACACAAGGACAACAUCAACCAGAACACGUACACACAAGGACAACAUCAACCAGAACACGUACACACAGGGACCACACCAAUCAGAACAAGUACACACAAGGACCACACACAGCAGAACACGUACCACAAGGACCACAUCAACCAGAGCACGUACACACAAGGACAACAUCAACCAGAACACGUACAUACAAGAACCACAUCACCAGAACAAGUACACACAAGGACCACAUCAACAGAACACGUACACACAAGGACCACAUCAACCAGAACACGUACAUACAAGAACCACAUCAACCAGAACAAGUACACACAAGGACCACAUCGCAGAACAAGUACAUACAGGACCACAUCAACAGAACACGUACACACAAGGACAACAUCAACCAAACACGUACAUACAAGGACCACAUCAACCAGAAUUAGUACACAUAGGACCACAUCAACCAGAACACGUACACACAAGGACCACAUCAACCAGAACAAGUACACACAAGGACCACAUCAACCAGAACACGUACACACAAGGACCACAUCACCAGAACACGUACACACAGGGACCACAUCAACAGAACACGUACACACGGGACCACAUCAACCAGAACAAGUACACACGGGACCACAUCAACCAGAACACGUACACACAAAACACAUCACCAGAACACGUACAUACGAGGAACAUCAACCAGAACACGUACACACAAGGACCACAUCAACCAGAACAAGUACACACAAGGACCACAUCAACCAGAACACGUACACACAAGGACCACAUCAACCAGAACACGUACAUACAAGAACCACAUCAACCAGAACACGUACACACAAGGACCACAUCAACCAGAACACGUACACACGAGGAACACAUCAUCAAGAACACGUACACACAAGGACCACAUCAACCAGAACACACCAAGCCCAGGCUCCAAGCCAUGCUGGAUGUAUUUGGUCAGAGAAUUGAUGUGAAUGAUGCGAACUUCGUCGGCAACCUUCAUGCCAAACUAAUGCAGCGCAUUAAACCCCUCAGAACCCUUGUUGGAAAGAGCUAUGGAGUUAACAUCACCUAU
This is a messenger RNA of Homarus americanus (American lobster), 2364 nucleotides long. RefSeq lists its product as uncharacterized. The annotation marks the transcript as partial. The record is from RefSeq and is a predicted model, not a curated record. Lineage: Eukaryota; Metazoa; Arthropoda; Malacostraca; Decapoda; Nephropidae. The transcript is spliced from 3 exons.